CGACAAUUUUCAUGCUCUAUUUGCUUGGUAUUUUCUAAGCGCUCUGGCAGAAGUUUAUCUCUGACCUCUCUCUCUGUAUUUCUCUGUCUCUGUGUCUCUGCUAAAAGGUUCACAGAAUGCAUAUGGGGUUCAAUCUCAAUCAGUCUCUUCUGCAAAUGAGAGGGUUUUGAGCUUAAUGAACAUGGGUAGGAGGAGAAAGGAGUGAUUCUUCUGGUCAUUAUCCCUUUGGCGAGGAACAAAGUUGGAACUUGCAAGCCUGUUUCUUUUUUGACGACCCUUAAAUGGAAACCUCUGUAUCCAUGAAGAUUCCGAAAUCGUUGAAGUUUCUAUUUUAAUUUCCAGAAUCGCUCACCAAGAAGGUUCUUCAAAAGAGUUGCAGGCCUCACCUUUGAAGGGCUCCAUGGUUUUAUUGUUUCGUUUCCUUCCGUUUCACGGUAGAUGAAGUGAACAACAGUUACAAAGGACGCUUGCUUGACUCUUUAAAAGAUGGAUUCGGUGAAACCGGCGACGACAUCGAAUGUUGGUGGAUUAGUUCGCACUUUUGCUAAAGUUCUUCGGAUUCGUGCAGCUGGGAUCGCUCCUGAUAAUGGGAAAAUCCGUCGAUUGAAGUCUCAAAACAAGCUCAAGGAUGAUGAGAUUAAUGGUAAUGGGCAUCAGCAUCAGGGUAAGAUCGAUUCUAUUACUGACAAUGGAGACCUGUCCAAGUCUUUUGCUGAUGAAGAUGAGAAGCUCCGGAACAGGGCAGCCAUGGAAGCUUUCUUAGCGAAGCUCUUUGCGAGCAUUUCGUCUGUGAAAGCUGAUUAUGCCCAGCUCCAGAUGGCUCAGGCCCCUUACGACCCAGAUGGCAUUCAGGCUGCCGAUGAGUUAGUGGUCUCAGAGCUGAAACGUCUUUCGGAGUUGAAACAGUGUUACUUGAAGAAACAGAUGGAUCCUUCUCCUCAGGUGACGCAGUUGUUGGCAGAAAUCCAAGAACAACAGAGCCUCUUGAAGACUUAUGGAAUAAUGGGGAAGAAGUUGGAGUCCCAGUUGAAGCUCAAGGAUUCGGAGAUUACCUUCCUCAAAGAGAAACUGAAGGAAUCCGAGGCGCAGAGCAGAAUCCUAGAGAAAAAACUAAACCCAAGUUGUGUCAGUGGGCCUCUCUCUGUUCUCCUCGAUGAUCUCCACUUGUCGGGUUUAAACCCCAAUCACUUCAUAACUGUUCUACGAUACGCAGGCAAAUCUAUUCGGAGCUUCGUGAAGGUGAUGAUCGAACAGAUGAAAUCUGCAGGUUGGGAUAUCCACGCAGCGGCCGAUUCAAUCGAACCAAAUGUGGUCUACACGAAACCGAACGACAAGUGCUUCGCAUUCGAGUGCUUCGUUUGCAGAGAGAUGUUUGAUGGCUUCCAAAUUCCCAAUUUCUCUCUCCCGAACGUGUUCGAGCCCGAGAGGGAUCAGCGCCAGAGCUACUUCUUUUCGAGAUUCACAGAGCUCAAAUCUGCAAAACCCAUGGAGUUCCUAUGCCAGAAGCCCCGUUCACCGUUCGGGAAGUUCUGCCGUGCCAAGUACCUGAAGCUGGUUCAUCCAAAGAUGGAAUCUUCCUUCUUCGGAGAUCUGAAUCAGAGGAAGUUAGUGAACGCAGGGGGGUACCCAGAGACACCGUUCUUCGCCACAUUUGCAGAAAUGGCGAAGAGGGUAUGGCUUCUCCACUGCUUGGCCUUUUCAUUCGAGCCGGAAGCUUCGAUAUUCCAGGUGAAGAGAGGGUGUAGGUUCUCAGAGGUGUACAUGGAGAGCGUGGCGAACGACGCGCCGCUGACGUUGCCAGUGGACAUGUCGGGGGUGGGAUUCACGGUUGUGCCGGGAUUCAGAAUAGGGAAGACAGUGAUACAGUGUCAGGUGUAUCUAUCUCCGGCGUGAUCACGGGCUUGUGGGGACGGUUGAUGUCGUCGCCUCGUGGGUAUGAUGCGAAUCUUUUUUCUGUCUUUCGGCGGACCAUGUCUCUGUCUUCUGAUGUAUGGACCUGAUGGAUGACGAUGAUCAUGAAGAUGAUGCGGCGGCAUCGAGAAAGUUAUUGGGAUUGGGGCCUACACGUGACUGGGAUGCAGAGCGGAUAUGACUAGGAUUUUGGAGUGGUCUAGACUCUAGAGAGAGAAGAGAGAGAGAGAGAGACGCGCUUUCACUUGGCACUAUGCACCGGGACCAGUAAGCUCGGCUUUUCUUUGUGGGGUCUCUCUUUUUUCUCUCUCUCUCUACCCAUUUUUAGGGACUUGUUUAUUCCACCUUUUGGAGAUUUUGUUUAUGUAGCCAAGAAGGGAUAUAUGUGUUAAUAGAAACUCAACAUGCCUUUAUAUGUAAAUAUUAUUAAUAUAAAUAGAUAGUUGUAAUUUUUCCAUGCAA
Molecule: messenger RNA, 2373 nt
Organism: Macadamia integrifolia
Lineage: Eukaryota; Viridiplantae; Streptophyta; Magnoliopsida; Proteales; Proteaceae
Product: protein GRAVITROPIC IN THE LIGHT 1
Exons: 3
Coding region: 487-1893 (468 amino acids)
Biological process (GO): response to red or far red light; negative gravitropism
Source: RefSeq, a predicted model, not a curated record